AAUAACAAAUCCCACAAAUUGAUCUGUCAGGAAAUCUAUGGGCAGAAAUGGUUCAAACCAUCCAUCAUCAUCUGCUUUAGACAAAAAAUAAUUCCACCAUGACAAUGAUUGAUAGUUACAGGUAAGGGCCAAUCCAGAUUCUUACCUCCGGAAAAAGAUGAUUUCAUAUCAUGGUCAGAAAAUGAUAUUACAGUAUUUUAACCGUAUUCACCAAUCCCCACCACCACCAGCCCAUUAUAGUUUAAAUAAAUGGAAUUCAUGAAGUAAGAAGAAUGGUAAAACAUGAAAAGAAAAAUCAUAAAGGACCAGGGGUUUUAAUAAACUAGGUACACAGUCAGUUCUUAGUCACCUCCCGAGUCCAAGUUUAUCCAAUCGUCUAUUCUUUAGUUUUUGUCAUGGUUAUUACGAGAUUUACAGAGAGAGACUGAAUAGACCCUGUUUCCCCUUAAAAGAUCGAACGUACGAGCAAAUUUAAGCUUUGUUGGUUGAAGAAUCCAACAAAAGCGUUUUGUAGCAGACCAAGAAAAAGCUUGGGGCCGCUUUUGAUUCUAUUGAUUGCCAGCCCUCUGAGAAGGCUUGCCCACAUCCUCAGUUAUGUCUGUUUAUGCCUAGAAUCUCUUUUUUCUAAAGACCCAAAUGAUCUUUCAUGUUAAAAUAGGCCUUGGCCUCGGCAGAGUGUGAAUGAUUGCUGAAGUGAGAAGACAUGAAUGAGAAUUCAUGGAACAUUUCUCCCUCCAGCCAAGAAGCAUCGAGAGACAUCACCAGGGAAGACCACUGGAGGCAUUUCGACAACUCUGUGAAUGCAGUGUCCUUUGGGUUUGUGGCAACUGCCAUUCUGAUUUCCAUGUUUUUGGUCAUGGCCAUUUUCGAGAGGUUUCUGAGGCCGAGGCCCUCUUUUUCAUCAGCUCAGGAUAGUAACACUGGGAAUAGGUCACUGCAGUCCACAGAUGUCAGAGUUGGAAUGCGGUUCUUGGAGAAGUUGGAGGAUUCUAACACUGUCUCUACAUAUGCAAGAGGGGUGUCUGUUGUAAUGCCAGGGCAAGACAUUCCAACAUUCAUUGCUCAUCCAGUUCCCGUGGCAUGUCCUCCUGAAGGGAUAUCCUGGCCUUUGCAUGAAGAGGGAUAUUAUUUUGGAUCAUCUAGCUUAGGUGUGAAUUCCUUCCAAACAGACCAAGAAAAAUCUGAUAAUGCAGCUAGAUCUGUUUGAAGGAUUGCAUCUCCUUUGUAUGUUGUAUAUAUUAUAUGGAGAGAUGAAAGAGAUGCAGCUGAGGUUGAGAUGACUGUAAAUCAACUUGCAGAUUAAAUGAGUAUGAAUUCUUUUCUGGUUCA
Molecule: messenger RNA, 1329 nt
Organism: Cryptomeria japonica (Japanese cedar)
Lineage: Eukaryota; Viridiplantae; Streptophyta; Pinopsida; Cupressales; Cupressaceae
Exons: 2
Coding region: 704-1207 (167 amino acids)
Source: RefSeq, a predicted model, not a curated record